Thlaspi arvense is the source of this 2040-nucleotide messenger RNA. The record is from the annotation of a GenBank genome assembly. Lineage: Eukaryota; Viridiplantae; Streptophyta; Magnoliopsida; Brassicales; Brassicaceae.
AUGGAAGCUUUGCUACGAAAUACGAAUAAGACCUACCAGGCAACUACUACGGAAAGCUUUAAAAAGAAAAAUAUUUACAUCAUCAAGUUGCCCUCUUUGUUAAGAAUGUUGUUCAACAUCCCUUGUUCUCAGAAACAGAUCAUUUCCAAAAAUCCACCAAUCUUAAGAUUUUUUCAAGUCAUGUUAGCUCGCAACGUGGUCAAAAUCAGCUACGAUGUCUCGGAUGAGACAAUAAAAUGCUCCCUCGUCCCUCAUCUAUCCACUGCUUUAGGUCGUAAAGGCAUCUCCGUGCUCACAGAUAAACAUGAUGAAUUCUACGAGUCCAUUGCUUCUGUUUUGAUAUUCUCGAAGAACUUGUCCUCCAAGGAAACUUUGCAUGAUUUCCUAAAGGCUAUCCGACGAAGACACGACAAAGGCCAUGUGGUGAUCACUGUCUUCUAUGGAGUCAGUAGAUCAAAUGUGCAUGAUUUGAAGGGAAAUUUCGCCGAGCAUCGGACAACAUAUCAAGCAAGUCAAUGGCGCAACGCUCUUGCAGAAAUUGCAACCUUACCUGGCCACGAAGAAAGCAAUAAUCAAAGUGAAUGCCAAUUUGUGGAAAAGAUUGCUAGAGAUAAUCUUCCAAAUCAAAAAAUUCAACAAAGAGUUCUUGUUGUUCUUGAUGACGUGAGGAAUCAUUUACAUGCAGAGUCUUUUCUCGCUGGGCUUGUCUCGUUUAGUCCUGGAAGUCUGAUCAUCAUAACCUCCCGAGAUGAGCAAGUGCUUUCUCAGUGUCAAGUCAACGAAACUUACAAAGUUGAAGGAUUAAACAAGCUCGAGGCUAUGCAACUAUUCUCCUGGUGUGCCUCUGAAAGAGAUGUGAGAGAGACAAAUCAUCUUACAGAAACUUCUAUGAAGGUGAUCGAAUACGCUAAUGGAAACCCUUUAGCUCUAAGAGUAUACGGCAAAGAGAUGUCAUCACAGAAGCAACCAAGUCAAAAAGAUACUUUGUUCCUCAAGCUCAAGCAAUCUCCUCCACAUCAGAUUAUGGAAGUAGUCAAGAGUAGCUACUAUGCACUUAGUGUAAGUAUAAAAAAGGUAUCGAAAAUACUUCAAGAGCUUGGGUUCUUUCCAGAUAUUGGAAUCGACCGGCUUGUGGAGAACUCUUUGGUGACUAUUUCAGAAAACAGAUUGGAAAUGCAUAGCAUGAUUCAAGACGUUGUCCGAAACAUUGGGAGGUGUCAUCAGCUCAAUAAAAUUAAAGAAGACCCCAAAACAAGUUUUAAAUGUGUAUUGGGCACUGAAGACAUCGAAGCAAUAUCUCUGGAUGCAUCUAACUUAAACCCUUAUAUUAACGACUCUAAUCCUGGAAACCAUCGCAAGGCCCUCGAGUCUCUCUCUCUGCCUUAUGGGCUUAGGUUUCUCUUUUGGGACCAUUACCCUUUGCAGUCCUUACCACAAGAUUUUGAUCCAAGCAACCUUGUUGAACUUAAUAUGCCUUACAGUCAACUGCAAACUCUUUGGGGAGGAGGAACCAAAAACCUAAAGAUGCUGAGAAGAAUCAACCUUAGACAUUCUCAGAAACUUCUUGAAGUUGAUGAACUUUCAAAAGCUCGAAACCUCGAGGAAAUUGAUCUUCACGGCUGUAAGAACUUGCAUAGUUUGCCAGAGAUUUGUGAUUUGCAUAAACUACGAGUUGUUGAUCUCCCUAGUUACACAGCGAUCGAAUUGAAAUACGAGGGAUCAUCCAUUGAGACCAUCUCCCCUCCAGUCCCAGCGAUCAGCGUCAAGAGCUUAUAUGAGUCAUUUGACAAACAUAUAAAAAACUUGAAGUUUGAGCCUCCUGAGUCUAAUAUCUUAGACCUUCAGAGAUUCAGAAGCUUCUUUUAUAGUCAAGAAAUGAUAACAUAUCCAGACAUGGUGGAACAACCUACAUUUAAAAACAUGGUUUGUAAAACAGGACUCGCGAUGAGUGAGUGGGCGUUGGCAAAUCUAAGGAAGUCUUCAGAAUUUAUAAUUAAAAAUGUUCAAGGAGGAGAGAGCCUGGAUUCUGUCACAUGCAAC